AUUUUAAACCACCGACGAGAAAAAAAAGUAAUCACACGAAGCAAAUGUUACUUUAUUUUCUGUUUUCGUUCUAUUUUAACAACAGAAAGUAUCAGAGGCAACAGUUCGGUUAUAAAUUAUUACUUAUUAAAUAAGCAAUGAAUAUACACAGAACCCUACCGAGGAUAUAUGGAUUAUUGUUCACUCAAGUAAACGCAGCACUUCCUUCUAACUAUUCAGUAAGGCUUCAACACAACAAGGCAGAUGUCAAUGAGCACAGGGCCAAAGUCAUGGCCCGAGGGCUGCCAGAGAAGAAGCCUUUGCCUGGAGUGAAGAAUAUUAUCCUGGUGGCAUCUGGUAAAGGAGGUGUAGGGAAGACUACCACUGCUGUGAAUCUCGCAUGUGCUAUGAAGGUGAUAGAGCCGGACAAGGAGAUAGGGCUGCUGGACGCGGAUGUGUUUGGCCCCUCCGUGCCGCUCAUGAUGAACAUCAGCGGAGAGCCUAUGCUGAAUGACGAUAAUCUCAUUGAACCUCUUCUCAAUUAUGGUGUUAAAUGUAUGUCCAUGGGUCUGUUAGUGUCUGGGGAGAAUGCGGUAGUGUGGCGCGGCCUGAUGGUGAUGCAAGCGCUGGACAGGCUCACUCGCCAUGUGGCGUGGGGCCCUCUUGACUGCCUCGUGGUGGACACGCCCCCUGGCACCGGAGAUACGCAUCUGUCGCUCGCACAAAACCUGCCUAUAGAUGGUGCAAUCGUGGUAACAACUCCACAAUCAGCUGCACUGCAGGUCACCAAGCGAGGCGUUAAUAUGUUUGAGAAGCUCAAAGUUCCUAUCAUUGGCAUGGUCGAGAAUAUGUCGCAUGCGAUAUGCCAUAAAUGCGGUGCCAAAAACUACGUCUUUGGCAACGAAACAAAACAGACUGCUGACCAAAUGGGCUUAGAAAUUAUAGAGAGCUUCGAAGUUGACUCGAAUAUGUCGGAAUGCAUAAACAGUGGCAAGCCAGCUAUUUAUGCGUUACCUGACAGCAUACACGCAGAAAAAUAUAGACAUUUAGCAACUAAAGUGUUCAAGUAUAUAAGUGAUAAAGAGGAGCAAGCGAAAGCCACCAAACAAUAGUAGUUAUACACAAAAUAAGUAGUUGUUGUAAUUUUGUUUAUUUAAAAAUAUUUUACAAAUAAAAUUCUGUUUUUUAAAAUUUUUGUUUCACUCAUACAAAUCAUAGAUUUAGAAAGAAAAGACGUACAGAGCUUGAGUGUAUAGUACAGUGUACAUAAAAAAAAAGUGAAAUCAUACCAUUGUGCUUGUGUAUCAAAACCACUGUUGCAUAGUGUAAACCUAUCUUCACUCUGGGUUGACGCCAAGAUAACGCCAUGAUGCAUCUUUACACUUGUCUAAACCUUGUUGAGUUCCCUCAAUGCAAUUUUACAACCAGCUUAGCAAAUUUUACUUUGUAAAAUUGAUAGCUAAACAUUGUAGUUUGUGUCAUCCACAAGAUUGAGUUUCAUUAAGCAGAACGUAUGACAGUUUUGUUAAUUUUAUUUAGAGUCCAUUUAACUCUUGACGUACAGUAAACUGCUGCCAUCUAUCCUUUACAUUUAGUCUGUUAUAUAAUCUAAACAAGAUCUAGACAUUAUGACUAACAGCAAGCAAUCAAAUAUCAAUUUUCUUCAUACAAGCAGUAAGGUCAACAAUAAAAUAAAAAGAAAUAAAAAAUAUAAAGGUCAUAUUUAUUCAGAACAUAUUUCACUUACGAAUCCAACUACCCUCAAAAGUUACAAUGAAAAUAAAUAAAUAAAAAGUUUAUAAAAAUAUUUUUGUCUUUUAAAAAUAUACUUUGGGGACCAUCCAUAUUUUUACGUCAUACGUAUUUCUCUUUAAAUGACCCCUUGGCUGGGGGACUAGCGCAUUGUGGUAUUCUUAAGUGCCGUAUACUUAAAAACUGUGCUGAUACACAGCAUAACAAUCACCAGUCUGUAAGACCCCGUGUCCAUCUAACCGGGGCAGAAAGAUGUGACCAGUCAUCCGAUCAAAUUUUUAAAGAUGACAUGAUAGUUUUUUACGCUUCCACAUUUUGUACCCUCUUCUUUUAUCGUGUGACAUAAUAAAAUAAAUGGCCCCUCAGUAAAAAUAACUUAUUCACUGAAACAUAGCGAUUUUAUAUUGCAUCAGAUUGAUUUGUCUAAUAUGCCACAAUUCAAAUUACAAGGAUUCAGUCAAUAAGUACAAACAUUCAUUUACACAUAUAGUACGCGACAGGUUGAAAUGGCAAUCGGGGAGGGAUCGCCCCGCGCUAACCCGAUGCGGGCGAGCGCGGGUGACGUGGGGUCCCCCGGCCUCAUACCCCGAUGGCCAUCUCAACCUGUCGCGGAAUACACAUAUUAAUAUUUUUGUGUGUUUAGUAAAUUCGGAAUGAAAUGUAUUCGGUAAAGGUCAGUAUAGAAAUAUGCACUACAUAUAAAAAAGUUAAAUGAAGUAAAUAUUUUUUGUACAAAUCUGUUGACGAAUAUACUAAAACAACACUGUCAGUUUAGUUAACAUACAGUAUCAUAACGCCUUUUAAUUAACUUUUAUUGUAUUUAAACUACUAAAGGUCCUAUACUUUUGUUUCAUUGUCCGAUUAGACAAACUGGGUUAGUUCAAGCCGUUUUACGCAACUGUAUGCUUGCUACACUGUGUUACACACUAAAGAAAAUAUCAUAGUAUAAAAAUAACACAAACAAUUAUGCAAAAUGGACUUUGCAGGUCUUGAUAGGCCGUGACCACAAACAGCCUGGCUAAGUACCUUUAUCUGACAUCCAUUCAUUUAUACUUAUUGCUUGUCUGAAAACAAUUAUAAUUACAUGCAUGUACAAAACUUCUCCAUAAUGUUAUCAAGUGUGCGGAGCCUGCCAAUCCGCACUGGGCCAGCGUAGCGGACUAUCACCUAAAGAACCCUUCUCAUUCUGAGAGUGACUCAUGGUCAUGGUCAAUAGUGGGCCAGCUCAAUAACUUACUAUGAAGGGAAUUUGAUUUGGAUAUCAUCUCAACCCAUCGUCGGUCUACUACUGAGAAUGGACUUUGCUCAGAAUGAGAAGAGUUUAAGUCAUGACAUAAACCACCACACUGAUAAGUGUGGAUUUGAUUGUUCAAAUUAAUUAUUUCCAUUAAAAAUGUCCAUUAAUUGACUGUCUUGAGUGAAAAUAUUGUACUGUUUAUAGUUUUCAAAUUCAAAUUA
Molecule: messenger RNA, 3189 nt
Organism: Maniola jurtina (meadow brown)
Lineage: Eukaryota; Metazoa; Arthropoda; Insecta; Lepidoptera; Nymphalidae
Gene: Nubpl
Product: iron-sulfur protein NUBPL
Exons: 5
Coding region: 138-1091 (317 amino acids)
Biological process (GO): iron-sulfur cluster assembly; mitochondrial respiratory chain complex I assembly
Cellular component (GO): mitochondrion
Molecular function (GO): ATP-dependent FeS chaperone activity; ATP binding; 4 iron, 4 sulfur cluster binding
Source: RefSeq, a predicted model, not a curated record